This is a messenger RNA of Daldinia loculata, 927 nucleotides long. RefSeq names its product glycosyltransferase family 1 protein. The transcript is spliced from 2 exons. The coding region runs from base 1 to 927 and encodes 308 amino acids. The record is from RefSeq and is a predicted model, not a curated record. Gene Ontology annotation, biological process: dolichol-linked oligosaccharide biosynthetic process. Gene Ontology annotation, cellular component: UDP-N-acetylglucosamine transferase complex. Lineage: Eukaryota; Fungi; Ascomycota; Sordariomycetes; Xylariales; Hypoxylaceae.
AUGGAAGCUCUUCAUGACAUCGUUCUCCGCCCGCCCGUCCGCAACACUUUCGAUUUCAUCCGCCCUCUCCUGCAGACCCUCGUAUUUAUCUUCUCUUACGGCAUCACUCGCAUUUACGUCGCCAUCUGCGCAGUUCUCUCGGUCAUUUCCCUCAAGGUUCUCAUGAUGUUUCUCGUUGUAUCCAUCCUGACCUUCAUCCUCUUCUACGUCCCGCACCGUCACCGUAGCAUCGUCGCUCAUCGCAAGGACCCUAAGAAACUAUGGCCGCGCAAGAAGACUACUGAGAUGCCGUUCUAUGUCCUCCUUGUCUGCGGCUCCGGUGGCCACACCACCGAGAUGAUCAAGAUGGUCGAGCGCAGCAUCCGAUCUGAAGGCCCGCACUCGCACCGCCGCUGGGCUGUUGGAUAUGGUGAUGACCUAAGCUACAAGAGGGUCAUGGACUUCGAGCGCCGCCUGAACAGCCGCUUCACCUCGCGCAACUUGCGCGCCGGCACCUACGACAUCAUGUUCUUCCACCGCAGCCGCGCCGUGCACCAGAGCUGGUGGACGACUCCCUUCACCGUGUAUGACUGCACCAACGACGUCUUUGACAUCCUAACCACCCCGGCCCCCAACCCCACCAUCACCGAGUUUAAGAUGCCCGGCGUGGUCGUGACGGACGGCCCCGGUACCGGCUUAGUGUUUAUCGUAUGCGUCUACCUGAUGAAGUUCUUCGGUCUCGUACAUGAAGACUCGAUGAAGUGCGUGUUUGUCGAGAGCUGGGCUCGAGUUAACUCCUUGAGCUUCUCGGGCACGUUGAUCAAGCACCUCCAGUUGGCCGAUGUGUUUGUUAUACAGCAUCGCCCGCUUCGUCGACGCAAUCCCCGCCAGACUUAUACUGGCAACAUGGUCGUGAUGCCGACUAUCCCUAGCGUGCCUACGGAGUAA